AUGUCGAGACGAGCUCCAAAUCCCGGCGCCGAGCGGGCGGCGCAGAACCAGGCGACCAUCAAAAGUCUCCUGAAGCUCGAGCCCAACAAGAUCUGCGCUGAUUGCAAGAAGAACAAGCACCCGCGCUGGGCCAGCUGGAAUCUGGGCAUUUUCAUCUGCAUCCGAUGCUCUGGCAUCCACCGUGGCAUGGGAACCCACAUUAGCAGAGUCAAAUCCGUCGACCUGGACUCAUGGACCGACGAACAGCUCCAGAGCGUCUUGAACUGGGGCAAUGCGCGCGCGAACAAGUACUGGGAAGCGAAGCUGGCCCCCGGCCACACCCCUUCCGAAUCCAAGAUAGAGAACUUUAUCCGCACCAAAUACGAGCUGAAGAGAUGGGCAAUGGAUGGGCCGGUGCCAGACCCUGCAACCCUGGACGCUGCAGCAGACGAUGAUGUCCCAUUAAGUAUCGUCAAAGAGAAACAAGUUGUUGAAAGAAACGAGUCGAUCAGGAAGGCUUCGAUCGGACAGUCCCAAGCACCUCGAAAGGCUCCCCUGCCGGCGCCCGCGGUGGGAGACCUCAUCGGCAGCGAUGAUCCUGUACCGGUGCGAGCAACUAGCGGGCCUCCCGUUGGCAGGAUCACUCCCAAGGCCGAACCCGCCCCUCCGAAGACGACUGGCACCAAAGAUUCUCUGCUCGGACUGGACUUCCUCGGCGAAGCUAACACGCCGCCCCGGCCUGCAAGCACCCCUGGAGUGAGCUCCGCUGGAGCUCAAUCAAGACCGGAUCUUAAACAGUCUAUUCUAUCAUUAUAUGCUUCCGUUCCCAAGCCACAGCCUCCGCAACAGCAGCAGUAUCAGCAGCAGGGAUUCGGAGGCCCGACCUCCCCAACCUUUAGUCACCACUCUCAGGGCUCGGUGGGCGGCUCAAUGGGCGGUUUCAAUGAUGCUUUUGGUAGCUUGAACAUAGGCAAUGUCGCCGCUCCCAGGCCGGCACCAGUCGACCCCUUUGCCAGCCUGGGCACUAGGGCAGCAGCAUCCCAGUCCACUAACAGCAGUGCCUUUGGCGGUUUGAGCGGAGGCAACUUCUUCAACUCAAAGCCUACACAACCUGCACAGCCUUCUCACCAAUCAACCCUGUCCAACUCCAGCUCCGGAUUUGGAGGAUUCGGGGACUUUUCAUCUCCCAUGGCUGCUGCCCCGGCCCCUGUCCCCAAGGCGUCUUCUGCCAUGGACGAUCUCUUUGAUUUCUCUGCGCCCGCCACUACUAUUCAGCCGACUUCUCCGCCAGCCACGCAACCGAGUGCUCCGGUAUCCAACUCGGUUUUCAACCUCUCUUCUCCCCAGACCAAGCCCGUUGCUCCCGCUCCUGCGCCUGCACCGAGCUCGGCUGCAACCGCGCUGGGUGGAGCCAACCUAUCGGGAGCUGACGUCUGGGGUGGCAACGAGUGGAGCAGCGGGCCAUCCACGGCCGCCCCGAUAGCUCAAAAGAGCCCUUCGCUGCCAAAGGCAUCAGCACCCAGUCUUGGAUGGGAGGGAGGUGCCUUUUCCAACACGCCAAUUGUCCCCGGAUCCAGUGGAGGCUUUGCCCCAGCUGCCCCCAAGGUCACCGCUGAUGAGGAAUUUGGCGGCUGGGCGAGCAGCACCGGUGGAGCUAGCUCUAACGUGACAUCCAACCAGGGAGGCUUUGGAGGCAGUGACGAUCUGUUCAACAAUGUCUGGCAGUAG
This is a messenger RNA of Trichoderma asperellum CBS 433.97, 1707 nucleotides long. RefSeq lists its product as uncharacterized. Gene Ontology annotation, cellular component: cytoplasm. Gene Ontology annotation, molecular function: metal ion binding; GTPase activator activity. NCBI's taxonomy places the organism in Eukaryota, Fungi, Ascomycota, Sordariomycetes, Hypocreales, Hypocreaceae. The record is from RefSeq and is a predicted model, not a curated record.